Molecule: messenger RNA, 978 nt
Organism: Echinococcus granulosus
Lineage: Eukaryota; Metazoa; Platyhelminthes; Cestoda; Cyclophyllidea; Taeniidae
Exons: 6
Coding region: 1-978 (325 amino acids)
Source: RefSeq, a predicted model, not a curated record
AUGAAAUCACUCUCCGUUUUCAGUUGCGGGUUAAAAUAUCAACACAUGUGUGUCCCACAAAUAAUUUUACAAGUAAAUAGCAAAUUCACAUGCAAUAUCAAACAAUGGAAUAAAAUUAUGCAUCGCAGAUUCAAAAUAACACUUGACCUAGAAUUAGCCUUCCUUCACACACCAUAUUCUGCAGUUCUGACACUUUGUGAACCGCCAACUUUUGCUGCAUUGUCGGUGUUGUCACCGAAUACAGCAACAUUGAAUAUUAGCAUAAGAAACACCCCACAGAACUUCCUGUCGCUUCACUUUUAUUCCACUCAAUCCAGUAGUAAAUGUCAAUACUUAGAUGCCGUAUCCAUGGGUAAUGGUUGGGAACCAUACUUCAUAAUUCAUCCCAAUUUCCGCAAGCUCGCACAGAAAGACAAAGCUCCACUUUUUGGUGCAUUUAGCUAUAAUUUAAUGCAAAAUUCAAUUUUUUAUAUUUACCUUAAAUUGAUUGCUUUAAUUUGGGUUGGCUACAGUAAAAAUCUGCUAUUUUGUCCAUAUGAUUUGAUAGUAGAUGAAACACUUGUGAUUUUUUACAGUGCAUCAUUUUUUCUAGUGGGCACUUCAGUAGAAGUUCUUCAUGUAGUGAUUAUCACUUUUGCUGCAUUUAGAAGCAAACUUUCAGCAUCAUCAACGAAGCCUUUGAAAAUAAUAGCCAACAGCACAGCACAAAUAAAUUCGGAGAGCAAAACUACAACAGCAACAGGAGCCUCACAGACUUCAGCGGCAUCCAGUGCUGUGGAUAAACUCACAGCAACCACAAUUACUGCCACACUGGGGCAUUUCCCAACAAAAACGACAAUAACAACAGACACAAUUGAAACAAGUAAUGAAAGGGCGCACAAUUCUAAUUAUAUGACUGAACCACAUUUAUUCGACAUUUUUAGCCACCAAUUUUUGCCACUCAAACAAGCACAAAAUGAACAAAUUGGACCUAUAUGA